AUGCAUUUGAUGUACACUUUGGGCCCAGACGGCAAGAGAGUCUAUACUUUGGCUAAGACCACCGAGGAUGGUGAAAUCACCAAGUCUGCGCACCCAGCCAGAUUUUCCCCAGACGACAAGUACUCCAGACAGAGAGUGACUUUGAAGAAGAGAUUUGGUUUGUUGCCAACCCAGAAU
Sungouiella intermedia is the source of this 177-nucleotide messenger RNA. Lineage: Eukaryota; Fungi; Ascomycota; Pichiomycetes; Serinales; Metschnikowiaceae. The record is from the annotation of a GenBank genome assembly.